AACCCAUCCUUGGCUCACGCGGCAUGGAAGACUAGGGGAUCAACGAUGUCAAAAAAUAAUAAAUAAAUUUUGCUGACUUUUUCUAUUUCCGGCACCUUAUUUUCAUUAUAGUUUUUGAACGAAAGAAAGUGUGAGGUGCAGGAACAUCUCAAAAUGAAUUCUUAGCAAUGCUCGUUAAUGCUUGUUUAUUAUUACAAGUGUGGAAAUUUGGUUUUACCAGUAACGCUGAAUAUAAAGUGGUUAGACCUGUUGGAUCAAGAUUUGCACGAUAACGCGAUUUACCGAAAGUGCACAAACCCAAUCGGCUAAUACGAUCAAUAUUAUCAUCUGUUAAAACGUUUAAUCAUGGAUUAGGCUUGGUGUUGGCAAUACGGUUAAUUCAUUUGAGAUCUAGCCCGAGCAUUGUUAAGGAUUCAUUUGAAUUUGCUAAUAUAGUCAAAUCUUUCUCAAAAUCACAUUUAAAUCUGAAAAUGGUAUGUAUCAUUUGAUGUUAAGAAUUUAUUUACUAAAGUACCGUUAUCCUACAGCAUGAAUUUAAUUAUUGCCAAGUUGUACGGGACAUAUGGAUCUUGUUUGUAGAAUCAGAAAUAUAAAUAAGUAUCUAGUGGAAAACUCGAAUAAUUGUAAUAAAGUACCAAUUUUCAGUAAACCCGAAAAAUGAAAACAAUUGAAAAUACACCGGUAACAAAUCGCCCUUCAAAGAAAAAUAAAGAAGUUCACAAGGUAUGUUAACGCUGAUCGCCUCUAAUUAAUGCAAUUUAUGUGACUUGCUUCUUGUCUUUUGCCGUCACAGAGAUCAUAUGUAUCUGCAAAAAUUGCAUACCGAAAUACAGUAAUGCAGUCGAAGAAGCAUUAACACAAGGUAGCUGGCAGUGUUGAUUUUAACUGCUGCUUUAAGAAAAUGUCUUUUUGUUGUAGGCGAUCUGGAUGAUGAUCGAAUUAAAAGUCGUUUUAAUUGUGAAACACGUGAUUUUGUCAUGAAAACUUACACAAUGAAGAGUGCUAUUGAUUACAAAAAUAUUUGCUUGGCAGUUAUUCAGAAAUAUCCAAAAUUAACAGAAAAACAAGAUUUCGAACUGACAUCAUUGUCCACUCCACUGUCACAAUGUAUCAAGAAUAAGCGCAACGAAAAUAAACGUGCACUUGGCUUGCAAGCAAAACGAAAACGAAAACGUAACAAUGAAUCUGUUCAACUGAAUGGAGCUGCUACGUCCCAUUUCGGUGAUUCAGAAGACGAAACGCAAACAGUAGCAAAACGUAUUCGCCUUGUUAAGCGAAUUUCUGAAAACAAUGUCAAUAUCACGUCAGAACAAACUCAGGAAACAAAUUCGACGACAACUGGUACCGAAGAACUGUUACCGUCUGUUAUUUCGGAUCAGCUAUCCGAAACUCUUAACAUUCAACAUUUCAACAAUAAUUUCAUAAAAGAAGAAACAAGAGAAUUGAAAAUAAAUUACGUAGAAAAUGAACUAUCACCCAAUACUACGCACCACGAGGAGAACAGUUGGGUCGUGGAUAAUGAAGUAGUUAUUGAAACCUCUGUGCAACGAGAAGGUACAAAAGAGGGAACUGGAAUAAAAGAAGACGGCGGCGGUAUUGAAAAUUUUUCAAUGAUUCUUCAUAACGACAAGGAACAAUAUUAUCAGAGUCGAAAAGAUGUGGCCAAACGAAUAGCUCGUCGAGCGAAAUAUAUAGAAGACAAUACAGGGGAUGGUGAUGAAGAGGAGGAGGAAGAGAUCUGUUCCAGCCGUUAUUCAACAGCAGAAAAUACUGCUCCAAUUGCUCAGGUGCAGCAUGUUACAAAACUGCCAUCCUUUCAAGUUUAA
Molecule: messenger RNA, 1826 nt
Organism: Didymodactylos carnosus
Lineage: Eukaryota; Metazoa; Rotifera; Eurotatoria; Philodinida; Philodinidae
Source: the annotation of a GenBank genome assembly